AUGCUGGUGUCCCGGCGACGAUCGGAUGCAUAUUCUACUCUUCCUGCGUCACGGGUGGGACCUGUGCGGGUUCUUCGGGUUUCUAUUUGUUUUGCGGGGAUGUCGAGUAGCAUGACGGUUUCGGGGGUAAUCUGGAUUCAACCUCGAUAUAUUAUCAUUAUUUCAUGGCUGAACACAUUUUAUUAUUGA
This is a messenger RNA of Heterobasidion irregulare TC 32-1, 189 nucleotides long. RefSeq lists its product as uncharacterized. The coding region runs from base 1 to 189 and encodes 62 amino acids. The transcript has a single exon. NCBI's taxonomy places the organism in Eukaryota, Fungi, Basidiomycota, Agaricomycetes, Russulales, Bondarzewiaceae. The record is from RefSeq and is a predicted model, not a curated record.